ACUACACAUCGUGGACAGAAAAAUGGCUAGCAUUCCUUGGACUGGCGUUCAAAACCAACCACCACAGCCUCCUCAGUGGGCCCAGACUUUCAGCCCAAGUGUCGCACCACAACUAGCAGGAAAUGCCAGCUGGGAAAUAGCGCGACAAGCGCUGGAAAAACUUGGUGACAAAUCAACCGCCGAUGGGGGAGGAUCUGUUCCAAGUACUGCCAGCUCGCCAGCUGACAAGGCAAGCGUGAAUAAUUCUGAAGCAGGAAAGAAGAAGAAGAGCCCCAAGAAUCAGAAGGACAAGCAGCAGAAGCAGCCAGACUCAACGCCAGAGAAGUUGCAAGCGCAACAGAUGCAAAUGCAGCAAAUGCAAAUGCAGCAAUAUGCCAACUAUUGUAGUCAGUAUGGAAUGAAUCCAUCGCAGUUUGGAUAUGGCUAUGGCAUGAGUCCACCAAUGAUGCCGGGAUUUCCUGGACAUCCUGGACAGCAGGACAUGUAUCAGCAAUACCCGGGCAUGAUGCCACCACAGGGUGGCUUUCCAAACCACCCACCACCCCAGAGGCCACCCUUUCCACCGGGUAUUCCCCCUCCCAACACACCCCCAACCCAGCAACCUCCACCUCCCCCUGGACCACCCGGCAACUUAGACCAAGGUCAACACAUGGAUAAAGGUAAUAACGGAGGAGUCAAGUCACAGGGUGGUGCAGGGGCUGCGAGCUCUGGUGGCCUGGGUCAGGGUGGUGAAAGGGUCGGCCUUGAAGGUGAAAGACCUAGGUAUGAUGAAUACUCUAAUUCAAUGAACAGACAAAAUAGUGCUACAAAGAGAGCCGCUGACGACUGGAGUUCUCCAUCUUUGAAACAACCUCCUGAUACUGGAGGUGUAAGAUUCAACAUGCGUAAGCGGCCUGGUGUUAGCCCAGGAGCAAACAUGGACAGCGACAUGCAGCAGCAACAGCAGCAGCAAAGAAAUCAGCAAUAUCCAAGGCAACAGCAACAGCAGUCACCUUACUGGCAGAAGAACCAACGCCAACAACAGCAGUUCCAGCAACAGCAGAGACAACGACAACAACAGCAGCAGCAGCAGCAGCAGCAGCGACACACUCCAGGUAGACAACAGGGACAACAAACCAGCAUCGGGCAACAGGGUGUUGGCGCGCAAGGCGGUUCCCCUCCUGCCAGUAUCGCCACCAAAGAAGCCGCAAAACCAAAGAGUCCCGCUCCAAGCACACCGGCUUCGCAAACGGACUGGCCCGACAGUUUGAAGGAAUAUGUACAGAAUGCUUUUGGACACUGUGACACAGAGAUAGAUAAAGACUCCAUCGAGGCUAAACUCAAAGAAGUACUCACCAAAGCAUUCACAGAUGGUUCAGCAUGGACAAAGGACUGGAAGAAACAACCUCUACCAACUGAGCUUUUAGCGAAUGAUCAAGCGAAUGCUCAAAACAAUGCCAAAAAAUCAUCCCGAUGGGAGACCUCGACCACGGCUUCUACCCCUAGCCAUCAGCCUCAAGUAGGCCAACGACCUCAAAACCAACAACAUCACAAUCAAUAUACUCCAAACCAACAAGGUCAUCAUCAGCAAAGGACUCCUCAGCAUAUGCAACAUCAUCAGAGUAAUCAGAAGUCUACUAACCAUGAUAGUCGCCACUCGGUGGCGCCCCUCAACACACGCUCAGGGCGAAGGAUUUAUGGGUUUGUAAGAGAACGGUCAGCGAGUCGCUCUAGGUCACGUACAAGGAGUCGUUCACGGAGUAGAUCACGCAGCAGAUCACCGUUCAGUAGGAGAUCAAGAAGACGACGAUACAGCGGCGACAGCGACAAUGAAAGCAGACACAGCCGUGAUCACAGAGAUGAUUUUAUCCCUCUACGUGGAGACUGGAGAGAGAUGCAGCUAGAGAAGGCCCAAGAAAGAGGGCGAGGAAGAGGAAAGAGUCAAGAGAGAGGUCGUGGACGGGGCAAAGGUCGUGGUAGGGGUCGUGGUUAUGAGGAGAACGAGACCAACAGGGGUCAAAGAACUCCCGUGAAAAAGACCCCGAAGGGUAGAGGAAAGCAACAGAGCGCCAAAAAGUUUGAAAUUGACGAUCCCCACAAGGAAGUACGGAUGCAGAAACGAGCUGCCCGAUUCCAAGACAUGCUGGGAGACCCCGCCUCCAAAAAGAAACAGAGAACGCAAAAGCUCACGCUACAAAUCGAUGGGUUUUUGCAUGGAAAUGGAGAGGAUGAUUCAGAGUGGUCUCUAGAGCCAAUAAUUGGUACAUCACAAGCGAUCACCAAGCAGUACCUGCGUCUAACUACAGCACCAGAAGCAUCAACAGUACGUCCUGUGUCCGUCCUCAAGAGAUCCCUAGCCAUGGUGAAGGAUCGCUGGAGGACCAAGCAAGAUUAUUCCUUUGUGUGCGAGCAGCUCAAGUCGAUCCGCCAAGAUCUUACCGUACAAUGCAAUAGAGGUAACUUCACUGUGGAAGUGUAUGAAACCCAUGCAAGAAUUGCUCUAGAGAAGGGAGAUAGGGAAGAGUUUAACCAGUGUCAGACCCAGCUAAAGGCUCUCUAUGCUGAAGAUGACAUAGAGGCCAAAAACCAAAAUGAAUUUACUGCUUACCGUAUACUCUACUGUCUGCUCACCAGGAAUACCCUCAGUCUUGCCACUGACUUGGCAAAUUUAAAUCCCAAGGUCCGACAGGACCCCACUGUCAAGCAUGCGCUAGCCCUGCGUUCAGCGUGGGCGUUGUCUGAUUACCAUAAGUUUUUCAAGCUGUACCGCUGUGCCCCAAGCAUGGCAUCCUACUUAAUGGACAUGUUUUUGGAGCGCGAGAGAAAAAAUGCUUUGAAGUCGAUGAUCAAGUCAUACCGGCCCAGUCUGGACGUUUCAUUCAUUGCAAGUGAGCUUGCAUUUGAGAGUUCCGAUGUAUGCAUAGAGUUCUUGAAAAGCUGUUCAGCUACAAUGAGCAAGAAUGGCACGUUGUUGGACUGCAAGCAAAGCAUGGCUGUCAUUGGCAGUCUAUAGCUGGGCUGAUUGGUGCUGUUGUUGUGGGGGUCAUAAGGUUGACCACAAUCUCCUAAAAGAAAAUCUAAUAUCCAAGCAUUUACGAGAAAAAGUCGAGUAAUGUCUCAGCGACAAGUGAACUUUAUAGAAAUUCAUGCUUAAGAGUACCAACCGUUAUUGCAUCCAUCUCAAACCCAGUUUUCUACCCAUUGCCUCCGAUCCCAGAAAUGAGGCGCUCUACAGCUAUUGGUGAAGACCCUAUCCAAUAUCUAGUGUCUCACACCUGGGUGGCUCUUUCGCUUUUGUUACUCGUCUCUGCAAAGCAAACUCACAGAUUUAUUUUGUCGGCGUGUGUUUUACCUUUUGGAUAAUGAUGGUCAGCUGUUGAUGGUACCAAGUUGUCAAGGAAAGACUACCAAAAGGCAAAUGUAAAUUUCAUCAAGUUUAUGAUUCUCUGGACCUUUUCCUUACUGUACUCCAAGAAAGUCAAAUAGUUGAUCUUGCUCUUCUAAACUCCCUCAUCUAGAAACGAUCUUGGCCAAUUUAUCGGGUAAUAACCCCCCGGAGCUUGGUGGUCACCUUUGAACUAAUUUAGAGUCAACCAAUCCCAACAUCGACGAGUUUUCUUCAACUGCCAAUUUUUGCUUUCAAGUUUGUUCAGCCUAUGCCCCAGAUAUUCCAGUCGUCUACACCGUUUCAUGUGGAGUUUCUGCCAUCUCUUUGGAACUUUUUUAAGAGUCGCCAAUCCCAACACCGACAAGUUCUUCAACUGCCAAUUUUUUGCUUUUGGAGUUUGUUCUGCCUGUGCCCAGAUGUUCCAGUCGUCUGGACCUUUUGAUGUGGAGUUUUCUGUCAUCUCGUUUGAACUAUUUAAGGAUUGCCAAUCCCAAUGCUGACUGGUUUUCUUCAAUGGCCAAUUUUUGCUUUUCAAAUUUGUCCAGCCUGUGCCCAAGAUGUUCCUAUUGUCUAGACCUUCUGAUGUGGAGUUUUCGGUCAUCUCCUUUGAACUAUUUAAGAGUCGACCAAUCUAAACAUCGAGGAGUUUUCUUCAAUGGUCAAUUUUUUGCUCUCAAGUGUUUUCAGCCUGUGCCCAGAUGUUCCAGUCGUCUGGACCUUUUGAUGUGGAGUUUCUGUCGUCUCUUUUGAACUUACUAAUAGUCAUCGAUCCCAACAACGACAAGUUUUCUUCAAUGGCAAAUUUUUUGCUCUAAGAUUGUGCAGCCUGUGCCGAGAUGUUCCAGACGUCUGGACCUGUUGAUGUGGAGUUUCUACCGUCUCUUUUGAGGAAGGUGGUUUAUGCGGAGGAAGAUGUACAAGCUCCUUCGUGUGUGUGUGCAGACAACAGGGACUGAGUAUCGUCUACCAUCUCCGAUGUAUCAUGGUGUUCCUUCGUCGUCUGAAAUCAUCGUUCGCCAAUGUCAUGAUGUCUUCUUCAUCUUCUAGUUUUUAUUUUUUUGUUAAGAUACAAUUCAGCUUACUGUUUCAACUGUUUUAUUACAACUAAAGUGAAACAGAGUCACACUAAUAUUUUCUUUUAUUUUAUUUCCAGAAGGGUAGACGUCACAAGAUAAUAAUUGUGUUGUCUUGAAAUGACCUGUUAACCUUACAAGAUAAUAUGAUUUGUUUUUCUUUCUUGAAAUGACCAGUUAACCGUAUUAUUAAUGUGCAUUCAAGUGCUUUCAAUUGAGUAUGUACUGUCUUCCUCUUUUUCAUAUUAUUGACUGUUGUUGUUAAUUAAUGAUAAAGCCUGGUUUCUAUACAUAUCUGUUAUCACAGUAUCAAUUGAUGUGAAAUGAAGGUAUCAGAAUGUGUUAUGCUUAUUGUCACAAAUGUGUUAAAGACUUUUAAGCUUUUUGUCUUAAAUGUGUUCAAGACUAGAUUGAAAGACCCACUGGUCUCUUCUGUCAAUAGACCUUACGCAUUGAUGUCAUCAAGCAACCAUUUUUUAAGGUAAACUGAUGAUGAAAGAAUGGAAAUAUCUUUGUAUGGCAACGCACAGCGUUAACCAAUGAAUGGCCACCGUUUGACCGAGGGCGCCCUACUCAAAUGACAUCAUGUGCAUAAGGUCUAUUUAACUCCACACUUCUUAUCAUGGUCAGGUGUGCAACUUCUCAACUGAUCUCAGCUAUGCCAGUGAAAUCUUAAAAAAAAAAAAACAGUACAAUGUCUAACUGCCUGGCAGACCAUUUUCAUCUUGCAAGAACAUUUAGUCCUUUGGAAAAUAAAUGGGAAAUUUUGGAAAGGCAACCAAUGCCAAGACCAUACAAUAGAAGCGUUCAGUUGCUGUGUUACAGUUCAUGUUGUAGUUAGUCAGUAUGAAUUUCUUAUGGUUUAUUGAUGAUGCUUAAAGGUGCUCUAUCUCAUGUAGCUGCUUGGACAUGUAAUUACAUGUACACACAUUUUUAAAAAUCUUCCUAGCACUGCCAUCAAUAUGCUGCUUUGACUUCUUGGCACUGGUUGUUUAGAGAGUGACUGCUCUUUGUUUCAGCACCACUGUGUUGUGAGAAGCCUCUGUUCUGACACUUUUAUGUUUCGACAAAACACCUUGAUAUCUACUUGCUAUGUUUAGGGUUGGGAACAUACAUUUUAUGAUUUGUAGGGGUGUCGGAACAUAGGGUUAUCAGAACAGGUGUGCAACCAUUUAGAGUUGGACAUGAAGCCCGAAGAGAUUGUACACUACUGUUACUUUAUCCAGAAGUGCCAUGUGCUAUCUCAUUAUCAUAAACUUGUUUUUCUGCUGUACAUGUCAUUGAAGUUGAGAACGAGUUUCCAAGGUUUCGGGUUUCGACUCACGCAAACAAGUUUUAGUUAUGGCAAAAUAUGGCUGCAUUUACCAAUCAUUUACAAGUAGUGUACAAUUCCUGCUGUUAAUAUACAUGAUGCACUGUUCGUUUCGACUUAGGAAUUUAUAUUCAUUACUGUCUUUAGAUUGCUAUGUUUUUGUGUACACGUUGCUCGUUCAUCAAACCUCAACAGUUAACUGAUGAUGUGUUCUGUUUUUAAUUGGAAACACAGUUGAACUUGUGUUGGAUUUCACGUACUUGAAGAGCUGAACAAUAAUGUACACUUCAUUGGCAUGCAUAAUUUUUAAUCUGGAACUUCAACCUUAUUCUUUAUAUGAUCAUGCGUAAAUAGUGUAAGAAUAUAAUGUGCCUGAGGCUGAUGUAUAGUUUUCAUGGAUAAGUUAAACUUGUAGUGCAUGGAUUCUAAGAUUUGUUGGGUUCAGUGCAACCCUCCUCAAUAACAUUGACUGUUUUCACUCACAUGCUUUGUGGAUUGUAAGUACAUAAUGAAGGAGCUUUGACUUGACAUUACUUAUACUGUGUAAAGAUUGCAAGAACAUUUAGUCAAAUGUACAGUAAUUAAAUAUAGGUAAUUCCUUUAAGAUUCCAUCUUAACAGGCAACUUGGGUGUGGGGUUUGUCCUUAAUUUUAUAUUUCAAAACAUGCAGUUAAUAUGUACAUGUACACUGUACUAUGUACUUUUGUGCAAACACUUAGGACCAGGGCCCAAUUUCAUAGAGCUGCUUAAGAAGCUCAAAUCGUAGCUUAGCACAACACGAUUAUGCUUACCAGAAUAAGGGUAACAGUCAAAAUACCAUCCAACAUGUACCAGUUGUAACUGGUAUCCUGCAAAUUUUUGCUGAGCAGAAAUAUUUUAAGCUCUAUUUGCUGUUUAAGCAGCUUUAUGAAAUUGGGCCCAGCUAACGAGAGGUGAGUUUCUCCAAAGUAAGCAUCGUUUGUCGUCAUCAUCAUCAUCAUCAUCAUCAUCAUCAUCAUCGUUAUCUUCUGCGCCAUCCUUGAAGACACCGGAAUGAUGCUCAUUCUCUACCUGGAACGACAGGAGUGUUUUAUCUAGAACUUAUGAAAUAAAAGGAGAAGGUGUACAUGUAUUGGAAUCAGCCAGUACACCAAUUCAACAACUUCUGUUAUCUCUGCGUCUACUCUAAGGAAUCUGGAGUCAUCCCUGUUGUGAACUUUGUGCAUGCAGUAGUACAUACUAUAGACAUCGGUUCUCACUCAUUGUGUUAAUUUCCUAGUGGUUUAAGUUUUUAGUACAUGUAUUUGUUCAGGUAUCAUUACUCGUUGCGUUACUUUCUGAGUGGUUUUCGGUUGUCAGUAUUCUUUGUAUUGGGUAGAGACUCAUAAUUUUAUAUAGGUUGUCUGUUAUUCGUAUUUUUGGAGAUAGAAAGCAAACUCUGAGGCAACUACUGAUGUAAGUGCUUAUUCCGAUCAGAGCGCUUUGUACUGAAAAGAAUGUUCUUGCAGUCCUUACUUGUAGGGUAUAAACUUAAAGUCUUUUAGAUUAUUCUAAGAUUUGGUACAUGUAUAUUUAUAUUUCUAUAGAAAGAGACGGAGACAUGUAGCAGAUCUGUGCAUUCUCGUUUGAUUGAUUGUUGAGGUUAUCUCUUAAAACCUUUCUGUCGAUUCAUUAGUACUACUGUAUAGACUUAAGCACAAUUGUUUCCCUUAUCACAAAAACUCCAUUGACUUGUCAAAUUGCUUAGCUCUAGAACAACAAUUGCAGUAAGUAUGAAAGUUCUUAAAUAUUCGUGCGAGACAUGCUGGUCUCUUUUUUCCCCCUUUUUCUUCUUUUUAAAGUCAUGAAUGACUUAGGAGAUGGUUUGAUGUUGAAAUGGGUGGACAAUUUAAAGAACAAGUUGUGUAAAAUAUACCACCCUCUUCGAGAGAAAAAAAACCACAAUUUGUUUAGCAAUCAUUGAAACCAAAUUGUUUAUGCUGAAUCUGUAUAGAGUAGUCAUUGUAUUUAUUUAUUUUUUUACUACAAGCUUAAAGUAACCAAGUCUGUUUUUCUGCUCACUGUUCUGGUGAUUAACUCGAUUGAAUUUCUUGACUAUUCAUGAAACUCGCCUUACAUAUUUCAAUGAGCUCAUAUUUAUAGAGGUUUUAUGUAAAUACAAAAAGUGGUAAAGCAAAGAAUGCCACCAUUGUUCAGCUAAUAAUGACCUGGGCUUCAUUAACUCUCUUGAAUAAUGAUAGAUUUUUUGCAAACAUUUGUAAGUAUAAAUUAUUAAUAUUGUACUUUGUAAAUAAUGCAAGGCGUUACUGAAUAAAGCUUUUACGGAAAGAAUAGACAACAAA
Asterias rubens (European starfish) is the source of this 8073-nucleotide messenger RNA. RefSeq names its product leukocyte receptor cluster member 8 homolog. Gene Ontology annotation, cellular component: nucleus. Bases 23 to 2992 code for a protein of 989 amino acids. The record is from RefSeq and is a predicted model, not a curated record. Lineage: Eukaryota; Metazoa; Echinodermata; Asteroidea; Forcipulatida; Asteriidae. The transcript has 16 exons.